Molecule: messenger RNA, 4696 nt
Organism: Vollenhovia emeryi
Lineage: Eukaryota; Metazoa; Arthropoda; Insecta; Hymenoptera; Formicidae
Product: cell division cycle 20.2, cofactor of APC complex-like
Exons: 10
Coding region: 652-2304 (550 amino acids)
Biological process (GO): anaphase-promoting complex-dependent catabolic process; positive regulation of anaphase-promoting complex-dependent catabolic process; positive regulation of ubiquitin protein ligase activity
Cellular component (GO): anaphase-promoting complex
Molecular function (GO): ubiquitin ligase activator activity; anaphase-promoting complex binding; protein binding
Source: RefSeq, a predicted model, not a curated record
AAACAGAGGCGUGACGGUCAUAAUUGGAAAACAAAUAAAAUUUUCGAUAGGCCAAAUCAAUUACUCGAGGUCCUAUUGUGCAAUAAAAGUGUAAUUUUUUGUUGUGUGAUAAAAAGUGUUUAAUAUUUUGUCUACAUUGCAUAUUAGGAGACUUUAAAUAUGUAUAUGGAACGCAUGUCGCUAGGCACGUAUUGCCAUUUGAAAAUCCGCUCAUUUUCCUCGAGUUCGGCACUUCGCGGAUCUUUGCACUGAAAUACGGCAUCCCUUCCGUCACGCUUUACUUACUUAAUUUUAUUAUCACGAUUCGUGAUUUAUGUAAGACUCAAUUUAAAAAAAUUUCACGUUUGACGAACCUGCUUGUAGAGAUACACGUUUGUGCAACGGUAUUCUCUUUAUUCGAGCAUAACGCGUCACGAGUCUCUCGAGUGUGUACAAUCUCAGUUCCGACGAUCGACCUUGAUGCGAAUUCCUUGUACCUGGCAACUGUUAACCGCGAUGGGAUUGUAAUCGGCGUGUUGAUAGUUUUUCCAAUUGGCAAGCCGUUCGGAUCGAUCGGCAUUCAGUUUCGGCUGGUAGGCAACAGUGGAUGGACGGUGUGGUGCGUGUCGUUUAGGGAUUUAGGCAAACUCUGCACAGGAAUCGCAUGGAAAGAUGAGUAGGUUCCUGCUGGACACGCAGAAUCUUGAUUGGCAGAUUCAAGGCAAUGAAACCCCGUUGCGCGCCGCUUAUCCGAGAUUCCGCAGAACCGAGCUGUUCGAUGGCGCAAAAUCGAUUGUUCCACGGAAUCGGCCCUUGUCGUCCGCUCUGCAAGAGGCUAUCAGAGGUGAUCCCGAGCAACGCGACGCGCAGAAAUUUCGGCAUCCGGACUGCAUAAAAGUCAACGUGUGUCCAUUAUUGAUAUCGAAACACUUCUAUUCGGGGGACAGAUUCUUGCCGUGCCGGCGCGGCUACAAUUUCGAGAUGGCUCACUAUCUGUUAACGAAGGACGACACAAUGAACGAGAAGUACACGAAUAUAAUAGACGUUUGUGCACAGGUCGAUUCGCUGGAAGUUACGUACCGACGUAAAGCUUUGCGCGCGAUCAUGGUAGAGCAGGCCUUAAUGCCAGAAUUUGAUCAAGACAAGAUUUUACGCUUUAGCGGUACGACGGCGCCGCGGCCGCGGAAACCGUCGCGUCCGGAAAGCGAGAAGAAGGGAAGCUGGAAGUGCGCGCCGCGUAAGAGGAUCCUGAUGGGAAGCCCGGACAAGAUGCUGUCCAUGCCCGAGUGCGCCUCUUUGCCGAGUGACGCUAAUAUCAGAGCGGUCGACUGGAGCUGCAACAACAUGAUUGCCAUGAGCGAUUGCGACCGCCUAGAUAUAUACGACAACAACGGCGAAAAUUUGUCGUCGUACACAGCCAACAUACGUCCCAGCGUCAAUCAAAUUGUCAACGUUAAAUGGAGCGACGACGGCAAUAAAUUGAUAAUGUCCGUCUUCACUUCUAUCAUAAACGUCUCGACGCUCGUGCUGUACGAUUUGAAGAAAAAGAAACCCCUGUGGUGUGUCGAUUGCAUAUGUAAACACUGUGAACAGGAUUCAAUUUUUAAUAAAGGCUGUGUUAUACGUUGCGUCUGCUGGUCAGCUCACGAUCAUCAAAUCGUCACAGGAUGCGCCGGCAAGAUAUCGAUAUACGACCCAAGUACUGGCAAGCUGGUGCACUGCGCGUACAAGCAUACGGCUGACAUUCUGACCAUGAGUUUCUCGCCGAAUUUUAAGUAUCUCAUUUCGACCGGGCAGGACAAAGUCGUUCGAGUGUCCACUUGGCCGGAAUUGACUCCUUGUUUCGACGUCAAGUUCUCACUUAAACCUGUAACGGUAUUCGCCUGGCAUCCACAAGUACCCGACUUGCUGUGCAUGGGAAGUAAGAACGGAUCGUUGUCAUUAUGGAACGCCAACAAGUGCACGAUGGUGGCCUUUGUGCGCACCAAGUUCGAUGGUUGCGUGGAAAAUCUCGCUUGGAAUAAGUUAAGCGGCGAGUUGGUUGUACAUUGGACUUACAGGGAGGGGAACAACCGAUACACCAUCGUCACGGCGCUCGCCAGUUUCAAUCGGAUCGUCGACGUGCUGCCGCUGGAUAAAGAAACGGAGCUCCUCUUCUUGAAAUUCAACUCCACGCACGAGCAACUGAUAACGUUUUGCAGCAGUAACGUCUGCUCGGUAUGGAAUUUCUUUGGCAACGAGAAGUCACUCCAAAGACGACGUGUGCCUCGCUGCAGUUCGACACGACAAAAACAAGGAGUCAUGGUCCACAAUCCGAUUCGAUAAUAACUCAUUCGUCCUGAACCUACGAUGAUCUGUAAUUCGUGAUAAACACAUUACGAAUAACAGAACAUCUACCACACGUUGGCGUUGAUGCGUGCAAUCGAUACACUCACAUUGGGACCUCCGUGAGUUUAUCGAACAUAAAACAUCCUCGCCAGCUCCCUCGACCCUAAAGUACCCGCGAACGUUCGGCCAAACUUUCCUCCUGCGAAGAAACGUCGUCUGUAUUGAUGCCUUCGCCCUUGAGCCACCGUCGUGUCAAUCGGCGAGAAAUUUGCCUUCCCCGUACCGUUACGCUAUUCGAAGUAGCUUUUAAAUUAAUCAAUACCAAUCCCACCGUAUCGCGUUCCUGGAGUCGGCUGUUUAUACACCGAACAUCUUCCUUAGCGAGACGAAUUCUUGGGCGAUACUAAUCUCACAGAAUAGAAAGCCGUACCAGACAGCCGGAGAUUUUCUUUCCAAUGGCUCUAGGCUCUUCGAUGGUACUAGCGAGUUUUACUGGGUUUGCAUGUUCCGGUGAUAUCGGUACAUUUAUGCGUACAAAUUUUACAAAAAUUUCUUUUUACUGAAAAUAUGUCUCCAAUACCUCGUAAUCUCAACGACCCAAUUUUCAAGCGUACACAGAGAAAACGGUUCCUUGAAUUGUUUUAUUAUAGACUUUUGUUACUUAUUCAUAAAGAAACAAGGUGAUCGCGAAUCGAACAAGACGACGUGGAUUUUAUGACGUAUUGGUGUUACACGGUGAAACGACACGAUCGAGACGUAUGUAUGUUAAUGUAAAAUUUAUAUAAGGUAGCGAUAUCAAAUAUGUCAGGCGCAAAAUUACAAACAAGUAUCGUAGAUCAUAAAAUGGCUUGCUCCGAGGCGACCAUCGCUGCCGUAAUUAACGCGAAGCGCAGCGCGGAUAAUUGCGGUUCGGUAAAUCCAACGGCGCUAAGAAGCCGUUCAGAAGCGUUAAUUUAGCGACGAUCGUAAAACGUAAUUUCGCACCGCGCCGUGAACAGCCGACUUAUCUUGCAAUAGAUCGGCAACAGCUCGCUGUGCAAGGAAGGUUCACGUUGACACGCGAUAUGUCGCUCGGCGUAGAGGAUUGUGAUUAUUGUUACAUACAACCGUAUCAUCCAGCUUUUCGGAUUCUAUCGAGCCAAUCUGCUAAUAAAAUGUACAACGAUUCGGCGCGUGAUUAAGUGAAAAUCGGAAACAAGAAACGUAUAUUUAUAGGCGAAAGAAAUCGCGGAUGCUGGUCGUUCGUUGAUGGAUUCAUUUUUGUUUUUUUUUGUACGCAAAUAUGCGCAAAUAUUUUAUCGUUUAUAAUUUUUUAUCAUGUCGCACCUUAGUGUGUAAUGUUUUAUCAAUUUUUUAAUCUUAUUUGAUGCAAAUGUCAGGUUUUUCUUUUAUUAGAUGAUACGCAUAAAAUUUGGAUGAAAUUCUUUCACAUUUAGAUUUGUUUCCGACUGAGAGAACGUUUCGUUUUGUUUUCUUCGUCGUCCUCUUCUUUUAAAGCUAAUUUGGUCCAAAGUUGCGAUAAAAUUAGAUCUAAAAGAAGUUAAUAAUUUUAAUUUCUAUUCUUAGCAGUGAAAAAUUUUUACUCUCUUAAUAAAUGGAUCUUCUGGAGAACCGGUAAGGUUUAGCUAAUUAAAUUAUAAAAAUUUUCUCUUUUUACUAGUAUGGAUUGCAUUUGUUAAACUCAAGAUUACGGUUUCUCGGGUUAAAAAUUUUCUUAUCAUAAAACGAAUAGAUUUAUAUUUAUUUUUAUGGAAGUUGAAAGACUUCUUGAGCAGCGAUUUUUCGAAUUGGCAGGUUUGGUUCUUUUUGUUGUGUUUCAGGCUUUCUUUCACAUUGUAGCGCUUCGUAUUUGUGUCAAAAAUUUAUUAUCAAUUUUUAAUGUUGCAACUUGUUAGGAAAUAUGUAUAUAACGUAUAAGUAUAAUUUUUAUUUGUCUCAUCAAAGGCGGCAGCAUAUUAUCAAAAUUUAUUGGCAAUUAGCUUUGCGUGAAUAAGUAACUCGUUUUCAGAGUCAUGCAGAAAUGUUUCGAUUAUGCAGAAUUUCGGAUAUUAUUGUAUCGAUUCACCGUACGAUCACUCAAGUAACGAUCAACCGUAUAAUUAAGCCUCGAGCAUCAUGCAAUUUGUGAUAUUGUUAACAUUUCGAUUAUUACGAGAACAUAGUUUUUGAAUAUGACUUCUUUUACAUUUAAAUAAUAUUAUAAGCAGAAUAAAACACUAAAAAAAAUCACAUAUCACACAUAUAUAUAUGUACAGAAUAUUUUAAGAAAACCAAAUAUCUUUUUGAAACACGGAUUAUUUCAUAAAUGUAAAAUCAAUGUUUUUCUCGGCAAACAAUUAUCGUAAAGCAAUAAUAAUAAUAUUAAAUAUAUCGUAAAUAUAUAUUACUA